ACCGAGCUGACAGGCUACAGGGAACCACUGCAGAGGCACAGCAGCACCAGGAGCUGACGCUUCGCUGUGAGAGGGGCUGAGAGCCCAACCUGGUGGCGGUGGUGGUCCCUCUGGUGGUGGUAUUUGACUUUGCAGUGCACUGUAAGUGGUGGUGUGUUUUUUGUGUUUUGUGUAGCCCCUCCUUGGUUGUCCACGUCCCAGAACGGCCUCAGUCCCCUGUUGGUGUGUGUUUUAGCCAAGUGUUUUAUAUUGAGAAGCAAUCAUUUUAUUAACAAACUGAUGAAAUAAAAGAUUAAUUACUUUUACUAUUGGAUUGUGAGUUUCAAUAAACAAGUGAACUGGAUCAGUGUCUGCGGCCCUUCUUAUGUAUCUCGCACCUGUGCGCCUUAGGUUCAGUGCUCCCCACUUUAUAUUCCCCAGGUGCAAUUCAUUGGUUUAACCCUGUAUGGUGCUAGUGUUAGAGUACCAAGUGUACUGCUCGUGCUACACUAGCCAUAUUAGCGUCUUCACCGCAUGUUGGACUCGAUGUUGUUUUGGUGGCUGUCUUGCGUCCUCUUGUAAAAAAUUCGCACUGUUUCACAGACAAAGCUUUAGACAUAUCAGUGUUGUAUCUUUCAAACCUUACUUACAGCUUUUACAAGGGUUUUUAAAAUAUAUUUCGAACACUGUCCUCGGACUUAUUUACUAUGCUGCCAUCCCAGAUCCCGGUCACGUGACCCCCCCCCCCCCCACACACACACACACACACACACUUUUCUUACUAUUUAAUUGUUUAAUUAAAGUUGCAUAUCUUUGCAUACCAUUUAAUCGCGAGUCCAAUAUACAAUAGUAUUGUGGCAAAGAAAACUUUUGCCAGAACUCCUCUUUAGACAUUCUAGUUUUUCUAGCUAAUGAUUGGAAAAUCUAUAGAACUGGAAGGAAGUGGAAACUUGGCCAGUAAAUCUGGCCCACUAUAUAUUGGUAGGGUCCAGCUUUCUCCUCACCUUUUAGUUUACAGGUAAUGAAUGCUCUCUAAUUUUAGCCAUUGGUUUGUAAACCAGAGUCUGCAUCACAAGCAAAAAGGACUCAACUCAGUAGUAAUCGAGUGGUAGAUAUUGAAGAUUAAUACAGUUUUUCUGCCUAAUUUAUGACUCGAGUCAUAAAUUAUGACUCGGGUCAUAAGUUGCUCUGCAGUUGCCACUAGUCUGCUAAUGAUCAUUUCCACUUAAACUCAGAUACAAUUUCCUUCUGGGAUUAUUAAAGUAUGUCUGAUUCUGAUUCUGAUUCUGAGUGGAGGAAUGCAGCCACACCAAAAAGUUUUACUACAUUAACAGCCUGAAUAAAAACAUAAAUAAUGUAAUUUAUUGCAUGUAUACUCAUUAAAUUAAGAAAUCUUGAUUUUAAUUCAGAAUACUAAUUGGGAAGAAUGUUUGCAGCCAUUCUGCAUGGCCACAUGUAGGCUGAGUGGAGCUCUGUGCCAUAAACAUCUAUCUGCAUUUUGAUAAAUCUUUGUAAAGCAUCAGCCAUUAUGACAUCUCUAUAUAAAUAAAGCAACAGAUUGCAUUUUUAAGGUUAUUUUUUAUAGUAUUGUAAGCAAUACUAAGAAAGGAAUAAAAACACAAAAACAAAAUAACAAAUGGGAUACAAAUUGUGGUAUGGACUUAACAUUUAAAAGUAAGUCGAUUUCAACAUCAAGCAAAUGAAAUGUUCUCCAGGUAGGUCAGUGAAGGUCCCAUAUGUCCUAUUCCCAGUUAUCAAGCUCAUGAUUUGUCUAGAUGAACUCGGACAGAGCACACACACAUAAAGCUUGUUGUAAGUAUUUCAAGUUAUGGAUUGUAGAUGACAAAAAACAGAGACAGUUACCAGACGGGAGAUGAAGUGUGCAGGAGUUGGCUGACUGGAACGGACCGGAGAUGACUGACAGGAUCUGGAGGACGGACUGCUGAAAACCCCGUGGUGCAGCAUUAAGGCAGCAGAUAGGAGUCCGGAGGUGCUGGGCUGCUGCGGAACCAGGACUGCAGACUAGAGGACAUUGAAGACGAAGGAGCAAAAAUCCAGCAGCGCAGCAUAACAGGCUUGGAGAUGAAGGAGACUGAAGCGAACAGGACUUGACAGGCUUGGUGUUGAAUUGACUGAAGACGAGCCGGCGACCAGGAACAAACUGAGAUUGAACAACCAGAAUACCAGAAGUCUGCAAAGUCCUGAAGAAAUGUGGAAGAGCAUGCUCUCCCACAACAACAGUGUAGAAGACAUAGCAAAGGCCAAACUAGAACAGCAGCAUAACAUGGACACACGCAAGAGAUCUACAGAGCGUGACGAGCACACAGGAAGAGCAAAAUGUCGGGAGCCAGUGGACAACACUGGAACUAUUGAGUGGAACCACAAAACUGCUAAAAACAGCAGUAGUGCUGGUGGAAGAACUAACAGCAACAGUACUGGGAAGGGUGGUCGACGGGAGAAGGGCAGGGACCUUUCCCAAGAUGACCUUGUCUUUCUGCUGAGCUUGCUGGAAGGAGAGCUACAGGCCAGGGAUGAGGUGAUCACAGUACUAAAGGCAGAGAAAAUUGACUUGGCGCUGUUGGAAGCCAAAUAUGGGUUUGUCACACCUCAGAAAGUCCUACAGGGCCUGCAGAGAGACGCCAUCCAGGGAAAGUCUGACAUCUUCCAGGAAGACAUCUACGAGAAACCGAUGGCAGAGCUUGAUAAGUUAGUGGAGAAGCAGAGGGAGACCCAUCGGCGGAUGCUGGAGCAGCUGCUGAUGGUGGAGCAGGCACACAAACAGGCUCUGUACAAACUGGAAGAUGAGAAGAGGAACCAUGGAGAGUUCAUGAGGAAGAGUGACGAGUUCACCAACCUGCUGGAGCAGGAGCGUGAGAGGUUAAAGCUGUUAAUUGAUCAGGAAAAGGCCUAUCAAGAAAGAAAAGACCAAGAAAACAACAAAAAGAUAUUGAGUCUGAAAGAAGAGCUGACCAAACUUAAGUCUUUUGCGUUGAUGGUUGUGGAUGAACAGCAGCGUCUCACUGAACAGCUAAAUCAGAAAACAGUCAAGGUCCAAGAUCUCUGUGCCGCAUUUUCUCAAGCUCAGGAGGAGCUGAGCUCCGCUAAUGCUCGUCUGCAGGAAGAAAAGCAAAAGGUCUUUCGUUUAGAGGCUAAGUUGCAUGACCAAGCCAAUCAACACCAUCAAGAACAGGAAGUUAUGACUGCCAAACUCACUAGCGAAGAUGCUCAAAACAGGCAUUUGCGCCAGAAGCUGUUGGCACUAAGUCGGCAGCUGGAUGAGCUGGGGGAGACCAACAAAACCCUGAGAAGGGCUGAGGAGGAGCUGCAGGAGCUGAAGGAUAAAAUUAGCCGAGGCAAUUGUGGAAACUCAAGCCUCAUGUCAGAAAUUGACGAGUUACGAAAACGAGUUCUUGAGAUGGAGGGGAAGGAUGAGGAGUUGGUCAGAUUGGAGGACCAGUGUAGAGACCUCAACAAGAAACUAGAGAAAGAGAACGAACAGAGCCGGUGUUUGAAAACUGAAAUUGAUCAACUGAACUUCAGAAUUACAAACUUAGAAAAAUUGGAGGGGACUUUCAGUAAAAGCAAACAAGAAUGUAUUUCUCUUAAAAGUAACUUGGAAAAGGAGAGGACUGUGUCAAAGGUGUUGGGCAGUGAGCUGGAAGUUUUAAACAUCAGGGUCAAAGAAUUGGAGGCUGAUGAAAGCAAGCUGGUCAAGACGGAGCAGAUGCUGAAGGAAGAACUGACCAAGUUAAAGACUCUGACGGUAAUGCUGGUAGAUGAGAGAAAGGCAAUGGGAGAGAAGCUAAAGCAAAUGGAAAACAAGGUGCAAAACACCACCAGCAAGCUUCAGGCUGAGCAGGACAAGGUAACAUCAGUUACAGAGAAGCUGAUAGAAGAGAGCAAAAAGACAUUAAGGUCAAAGGCAGAGCUAGAGGAAAAAAUGUGCUUUGUAACAAAGGAAAGGGAUGACUUAAAAACCAAGCUGAGAGCUGAGGAAGAGAAGAAUAAAGAUUUGGAGUCCAAAAUCAAUAUGAUGAAUAAACGAUUGCAGUCACUUGAGACAAUUGAGAGGGAACACCUGAGAAGCAAAGCAAAAGAGGAGCAACUGAAAACACCACUCGCUAAUCACUUCCAGAAAGAAGACAACAAAAUCAAAGAUUUGACACAGGAGGUUGAACGCCUUAGACACAAAUUAAAGGAUAUCCAAGUGGUAGAGGGCAACUCAUUAAAAAAUCCAGAGUAUGAAACACUGGAGAAAAGGUUUGCCAAUGAACAAGAAAGAGCCAAAGCCCUGAUGGAGGAGCUGGAAGUAUCCAGAAAAGAGCUUUCAAUGUACCAACUGGCUGAAAAGAAAGAGUGUAAGCAAGAGCAUGUCCUUUAUAAACGAUUGAAGGAAGAAGAAGCAAAAUCUAGUCAUUUGUCAAGAGAGGUUGUAGCUCUGAAGGAGAAGAUUCAUGAUUACAUGGGAACAGAGGAGUCCAUUUGCCACAUGAAAACUGACUACUCUACUCUGCAAAGAAAACUGACCCAGCAGGAAGUAAGAAACAAAGAAUUGGCCCGAGAAAUGGAGGUGCUAACUCAAGAGCUGGAGAGAUAUAGACGCUUCAGCAAAAGUCUCCGCCCAGGCAUGAACGGAAGGCGAUUUUCAGACCUGCAUGUGUCUACCAAGGAGGUUCAGACUGAGCCACUUGACCUCAUGUCUCCUAUCAGCAAGACUAUGUCACCCCUGGAUCGAGUGAUGGUCAAUAGGAAGAUCUACGAUGAAAGCGUGGCUGAUGAUAGCACAAAUUACAGUAAUGAACUUCAGCUCACUAAAUAUAGCCCCUCCCUUAUCAACAACGUCAACAAUCUAAACAACAACUUGAGACGAGCAACGGGCUCAUUGUUCAAAACAAAAGACAGUGUUCAUCAGGUGAAUGGCAAAAUGCAACCACUGCAAAAUGGUUACCAUGUCCAGCAUGGAGAUGUUAUGUUGACCCAUAGUCCUGGGCAACCACUGCAUAUAAAAGUGACUCCUGACCACGGACACAACACAGCAACACUAGAGAUCACAAGUCCAAGCACAGAAACUCCUCAGUCAUUCACCAGCACUGCCGUCAUACCGACGAGUGGAGCUCCCUCCAAGCAGAGAAUUACGAUCAUUCAGAAUGCUUCCAUUUCCCCUGCCACAAAAUCCAUUUCUCCAACAACUAAAUCCAAGUGUUUCUCCGUCUCAGAUGAACCAUGCUCCCCAGAUAGGGCCCUAUCACCUUUCACUAUGACUGCUUACUCCAGAGCAAUGACCCCAGACUCAUGUGGUUCUGUAACACCAGACCGAGCCAUGUCACCAAUACAAAUUGUAUCAGUGACAACAGGCACACAGGAUCGCUCCCUUUCUGCAGAGCCUUUGGAGGUCGUAGGUGAACACACUGUCUUCCGUGUCACCCCAGAGAGGCAAAGUGGCUGGCAGGUGCAGAGGUCCAACAGCUCGGGGUCCAACGUCAUCACCACAGAGGAUAACAAAAUCCACAUUCACUUAGGAAGCCCGUUUAUUCAAAGCGUCAGCACCCCUUCGCAAGGACCUGGACUCCAGGAUGGAAAGACUCAGGUUGCUAAAGGCAAUAAUAAAAUCACAAGUAGCAUCAUGAUUAAGCCUACAUCUACCCAAAUUCAAAGGCCAUCACAAAUUACAAUGCCUCCAGAAGCAUCCCGACGUGCAGGACCGACGAGGAUCCCCAAACCAAAGGGCUUCAGCUCCCAGAAAGGCACCAACAACCCUCCAACAAACCCAGGACAAUCGUUGGUGGCUCCUGGAAUAGGAAGAGAGUCGGCCUCACAUAUGACUGCAUUGCAUUCUAAAAACAACCUAAAUCUGCUCAACCGGAGACUGUGACAGUAUUUUUUUUUUCUAUUAAGCUUAGACAGAACCCAUAUUGUGCUAAAUUAAAUGAUUUUGUCUGUGUUCCAUUUCACAAAAUCUUCAUCAAGGGUAUUCUAAAAGUGACUAAAUGUUGUCUGUAUUCUGUUCUGUGUAAACAUGUUGUAGGAGAAUGUUUCAUUCAAUAAACCAUUAACUAUUCACAACUAA
This is a messenger RNA of Fundulus heteroclitus (mummichog), 6046 nucleotides long. It is a transcript of the gene filip1l, whose product is annotated as filamin A interacting protein 1-like. The record is from RefSeq and is a predicted model, not a curated record. The transcript is spliced from 10 exons. Bases 2189 to 5851 code for a protein of 1220 amino acids. Lineage: Eukaryota; Metazoa; Chordata; Actinopteri; Cyprinodontiformes; Fundulidae.